Molecule: messenger RNA, 1339 nt
Organism: Dendroctonus ponderosae (mountain pine beetle)
Lineage: Eukaryota; Metazoa; Arthropoda; Insecta; Coleoptera; Curculionidae
Gene: Gbeta76C
Product: guanine nucleotide-binding protein subunit beta-2
Exons: 6
Coding region: 124-1167 (347 amino acids)
Biological process (GO): G protein-coupled receptor signaling pathway
Cellular component (GO): heterotrimeric G-protein complex; cytoplasm
Molecular function (GO): protein binding; signaling receptor complex adaptor activity
Source: RefSeq, a predicted model, not a curated record
UUAAAUUAAAGGAUUAAAACUUGAUCUAAAUAAUAGAGAAACCGUUUUGCGCCACAUUUCGGUUCUGCUGUGCAAGAAAGUGAGAAAGCGCAUGAAAACUGUUGAAACAACAAUUUGUAAACGAUGGGCCCUAAAAGCGAUCCCGAAACUGUUGCUCUCAGAAAAGAGCUGGAGGAUUUAUAUAACCAACUACAAGAAGCACAAAAAAAAUGUGCAGACAUCACCCUUGAAAGUGGCUGUAAUGACGUUGGAAAUGCCCCAUCGGUGAAACUUUCGACCAAAAAACUCAUGAAAGGGCAUUUAAAUAAAGUGAACUCCGUGCAUUAUAGCGGAGAUAGUCGACAUUGUGUUACCGGUUCAUUAGAUGGAAAACUAAUCAUUUGGGACACUUAUACCGGCAAUAAAGUCCAAAUCAUACCGUUACGAUCGGCCUGGGUUAUGACCGUUGCGUAUGCUUCAUCUGGAAACUUCGUAGCGUGUGGUGGAAUGGACAAUAUGUGUACCAUAUACGAUUUGAACAACAGGGAUACGUCUGGAGUCGCAAAAAUGUCGCGGGAAUUGGCAGGAUACGAUGGAUUUCUGAGUUCUUGCAGAUUUUUAAAUGAUAGAACGAUCAUCACUGGUUCGGGAGACAUGAAAAUCUGCCAGUGGGACUUGGAAACCGGCCGGAAAACCAACGACGUGGUGGCGCAUAAUGGAGACGUCGUUUCCAUUAGUCUAUCUCUAGAUGGAAACAGUUUCAUCACCGGUAGUGUGGACCAAACAUGCAAACUGUGGGAUGUUCGUGAGAUGAAACCGAAGCAGACAUUUUUCGGUCACACUGCAGACGUGAAUUCAGUUUGCUUCCAUCCGAGCGGAUAUGCGUUUGUUACUGGCUCCGAAGAUAAAACGGCUCGCAUGUUUGAUAUUCGAGCAGACCAGCAAAUAGCUCAAUACAAGCCGCCGGCCGCCAACAGUGGAUUUACUUCGUGUGGCUUAUCGAUUAGCGGCAGAAUCAUUCUUUGCGGUUCAGAUGACAAUAAUGUUCACAUGUGGGAUACGCUGAAAACAACUCAUAAUGGAACAUUAUCUGGACAUGAAAAUAGGAUCACAUCCCUAUCUGUGGCCCCGAAUGGUUUGGCCAUUUCCACUUGCAGCUGGGACCAGAACGUGAGAGUUUGGGGAUAACCGGCUAAAACCACUCCGAAUAUUGGCAAAUUAACUUCGUUUAUUUAAAAAUCUUAUCUUAUAUGGUAAUUCUACUUAAAGUGAUCAGAUUUAGCAAACUUGCUAUUCUUUUUUUAUAUUAUGUAUACAACAAACAUUAUUGGGCUUGCAAGCAAUAAAGAAUUCCACCGUC